CGGCGAUCACGUUGUUAUCUGUCAAACUUCAAAAUCUAACAUGUCACCAUUGGACUGUCACCCGAUGCCCGUACGAUAUUAAAACCGCGGCGGAGGCUUCUGCCAUGCACAAAAUCAAGAUUUACAGAUCUUGAUAUGCGGUGAUAUUCCCCACACCGGUACCAGUUUUGUUUUAAUAAAAUCAGAAAUCCAUUUUGGAAUUGAAAUCUAGCACAAUCACAAGUUUAGGCGUCGUACGGGCUCCCAAAUUAUUCAUUCUCAUCUAAGCUCCUCUGGGCUUCCUCAAAGACCCACAAAUCUUGGUUGUCCACCAAGACAGGUCUUAAUCACUGUACAGCUUUUAUUUUUUACAUACUUUUUUGACUAUGGGCGACGCGGACGAACUCGCCAACAAAAUGGCGGAUCUGACUGUCCUUUCAUUCAGGAAGGUGGAUGACGUGAAACGCUUAGCUAAGCAUUUCCAAAAGAUACUGAACGACCCCGUUACGCAGAAGAACGCGGUCGUUCACAAGUAUCUAAGUGAUCUAAACGAGACGCACAAAAGAGUUUUCCUCCAGAAACGGGAUGCCGUCGAAGUUGAGUAUAUAUUUACGACUGAGAAGAAAAGUGGGCUGCAAAGGCAGCGUUUUAACAGUCUGCCAGUGAGCGAAGUACCUGAGUUGCUGAAGGCUGAGUUAUUGACCGCUGAGAACGCGAAACAAGUGCACAUCUGCACCGAUUGCCAGGUUGAGAUUGAGCUGAAUGACGAGGAACCCUUGAUGGAGUCGCUGCAGAAACAUUUCAAUUUAGAAGUGCACCUGCCCAAGCUGAAACGCGAGAGCGUUGUAGACGUCUCCGAACCGGUGAUCCUCCCCAAUAUGUCCAGGAGGUUAUCUGCGAUGGAAUGUGGCGAAACGCCCGCUCAGACUCUUGAACAGGUCAUGACAUUCGCCAAGCCUUUGGAGAAAUUGGAUCGUACGUUUUUGGCUAAACUGGAAGCGGCUUUGAUCCGCCUCCUUCCAGACAAUUCCGAGGCCAGCAUCAAUGCUGCGAUCAAAUUCCACCAAUCGGCGUACGAUAAACUAUGCCAAGAAGUCGUCGGUAUAGACUUCUCAACCCAAACAAGCUCUGUAGCGCCUAUCAUUAUGAGCAUCAAGGACAAUGUCUACCAAAAUUUCUCAGCGGACUCCAACAAGAACAUAGAGAAUGAUGAUAACGAACAAACCACAGAGAAACCUGUUAAGAGUCAAGUGAAGAAAUACCGUUACUACGGUCCUAUCGAGAAUUUCAUCUUGAAAUUACUCGCCAAUCAUAAAUUACUAUCGCUAGUUGACGACCGCACUGGGAAACUCGCUUUUUUCUGCAUGGCUUGCGAGUAUUACACACUUAGAUUCCGUUACGAUAGUGUGCUCAACCAUGUAUUCAGCGAGUCCCAUAUUCAUAACCUCUCCUGCAUCUUGCAAGCUGAUAAACACAUUCCCUUCUCCAUGGACGAGGCUUCUAUGGAGAAAAUAAAAGAGAUGAACCGUAAAUUCCUUUACGGACACGACGUCACUGAAGACGCGAACGGACUGAGAUGUGGCCUUUGCAAAACGUCAAUUGAGUCCCUCGAAGCUUCCACUAUUCACAUUCUCGAUGAGAAUCACUUAGCUAAACUGUCAGAUAAACUUUAUCGCAGAAUGAGAGCGAACAACCCUGAUGGUUCUGUUCCCGACGAAUGGGGCCCCAAAGAUUUGGACUGGACGAAGUUCUUGGCCAGCGUCGGGAAGCCGCAGAACAGUAGAGACCACGUGAUCAUUGAAAACUUCAUAAAACCGUCCGGAAAGAUCGCCAACUACUGCACAUGUUGCGACAUGACUCUGAAGGGACCAAGACAGGUCCUGUUCAACCAUAUUCGGCAGAAAAAACAUCUGCGCAACGCGGCGCCGCACAAGCUCGUGAUGCUUUACAAAAACCACUGCCGACCAUCGGAAUACUUUGCCAGUUUUGGUAACUAUUACGUCUGCACCAUUUGUCCCGAUUACGUCGCAGUCCCGUCGUUCGCUGCCAUUGUACAGCAUUUCGACAGCUCCAUGCACAUAGAAACUGUGUCGAAACUGAUAAAGUCCGCUCUUUAUUCCGACAAUGUCGACAAGGAAUUGCUUUCUGUGCACAACAUAACGGAAGACGGGACCAAAUGCGAACUUUGCGACGGCACAUUCGGUAACAUGAGCGAUGCUGUCAACCACAUACUAUCAAGCAUUGAGCAUCAAAACAACGCGGUCGACGUGAAACUUAGGGCCAAUAGAGGUGAUAUAAUAAGCGUUUAUAUGCACGGGAAUUACAUUUUGCACAGCGAAGGGCAAACAUUUACGUGUAAAACUUGUGAUGGCGUCUUCAAUUCCAUAAGAUCUCUGCUCGCGCAUUUGGUAUACGCGGAACAUUUCAAAGUUAAGCCAAAUUCUGAGAAUAUUUUCCGUUUUUACUUGGAGUUGAAGCAUAAUAUCGUUAUGUUGGGAAGGAAUAAGUAUGUGUACUAUGAUUUUGGGAAGUUAAAGUGUGGAGUUUGUGAUGGUGAUGUGGCGGAGGGCGAGAACGCGAAGCGCCAUGUUGUGUCGCCGCGACACAGAGAAAAUAUCACUUACUUAUUGACUGAUGUGUCUGCUACGGAGUGAGUGAACGUCGCGCUGCUUCCGACGAAAAGGUGCGAUCAGACACUAGGGUUGCGUUCCACUUGAUCUUGCCUCACUUCAGAAUAAAUAAAAAAGAAAUAAGUCUAAUUUUAUCAAUUUUGUGCACGAUAUUAUACUCUUUUUGAACUGAAGGCGUAAAUAUAAUGUAUAUCAGAGGUGUUAAUAUCAAAAUUGGCUGAAAAUGGGCUGUGUCAUGCAUGAAAUUGACAAUAUUAACGUUUGGAUACCAAUUUAUUUUAAGGAUAACAAAAAUAUUGUGAUUGUUAACAUUUCGGAACAUCCAUAUUUUGAAUUAAACUUUAUGAAAUAUGAAAACGUUUCCGAGACGCGUUGGUGAGACGUAAAUCGAGUCAAGAGUUUAUAUAUAUUACACACAUUAUACUUGAAUACCCACAUUUAUGCUCACAUUCAAAUUUAUUUCUUGCAAGUCACAUGUUGAUGUUAACUUAAUAAAAUCCACUAUUAUUAUCUAAAAUUCAAUUAACAUUGAACACUGCUAAAGAUAAUACUGUGAUAAUUUGGUAAAAAUAAUUUUCAAAAAAUAUACCAUACAAACAAAGUAAAAAAGAAAUUCAUGCGUUUUCCAUCGCUGAACUUUGGUUUUUAUCCAUUUUAAUGUUAUUUAGUUUUUGAUAUUUUAUAAGCAGUAAGUUUUUAUGUUAUUUACAUUUAACGUUACAGGACUGCAGUAUUUUGUAUACAUGAAAAGAUUUAAAAAUACAUAUAUUUAUUAUUAUACACAUUUUAAAAAAUUCUUCCAUUGCAGUUGUCAAAAAAUUAAAAAAAAACUCACUAUCGCAUUUUUUUUUUAAAUUUGAUAUUAUCUUUUUUUACAUCGUAAAAAGCCAAAUGGUACUUUUUUCCCGCUCAUUUUAAUUGUAUCUUUUUAAUGAAUACAAAUCACUGCUGGAUCUAUUAAAAUCAUGAUAAUAAAUUUGUUGUUGAUGAUUUACAUAUAUGUAAUAGUUUAAAAUGUUUUCUUUUUUUAACUUUAGUCGUGAACAACUUUGUGAAUAUAUUAGCGAAAAGAUCUUCCAUUAAUUUAGCGUUUUUUUAAUGUUGUAUAGCAAAAGUUUUCACAAAUCAUGUUCUUGGUUUUAUUUAUAUAUUUUGUACAUUAAAACGAACGCAAAGAGACUUGAUUGUGUAUUCUUAGUUCUGACUAAUUUAUCGAUGAUUGCCCAAGUAUAAUUUAUCAUAGUUGGUUUUUUGAUUAUUUUAAAGUCAAACAAAAUUAUUGCAAGCUGAAAUUUGCAAUCGUAAUGUACUUAGUUCAGCAUAUAUUGUUUUUGUUUUUUUUUUCACUGUAUAUACAGGGUUACUGGUAUCAAACGCAAAACCUCUUAAAUCAACGUCAUAAUUGACAUAGUGCCAGGUUCUUUUGGCUGCAGUAAAUGAGGAAAAGGAAAGCCAUGUGUGGGAUUCAUAUCAGAAAAAACAUUAUGGUGGCUAGCACUUGGGUCUUUAUUGCCGUUGUUCCAGACUACUUGGGUACAUCAAAACAAGCAACUUUUAUUCUACGACAUCGUGAAAUUUUUUUUUCCUAUAUAAAAAAACAAUCUAAUUUGCGAUUCUACACAUGUUAACUGUAUGUAAUAGCCUAGCGACACGUGACAGUACAGUAGCGUUAUGUAUGUUCGUUUUAUAGAAACGACAUUAAAACUAAAAAAAGGAAACUUUUUGUAUUUAUCACGUUUAGACAAAAGUCGUAGAACAAAAGAUGUUAAUGUACCUUAUGCGCCUUUGGAAGGUUAUGCUUUAGAUACCAGUAACCCUGUAUAUAACUUAACACUUAAAAGUACUAACAACUAGCUAGCUAAAUCAACAACAUAUUGUUUGAAAUAAUAAUUACUGUUAAAUCAAAUUGUAAAUAUAUUGUGCAAUAAAAUAAACACGAUUAAUUGUACAGUAUCACGUAAACUUAUGUCUACCUUUUUUCACGAUCCUGGGGGUCUACCGUGAAACAUAAGACACAUUUCACGUUUGCGUCCACGUAUUCUAACUUUUACACACGAUGCGUACACGAAUUGGGUAAAAGAGACAGCAUGUGGUCGAUAGUAACGCGCUACGAGUUUGUAUCGUGGUAGGCCUGUGAUAUUGUAUAUGGGCUAUGUUAAAUUGUUCAGUAUUUCUUUUACUAUAGAGAAUUGUUUUUGAUAGUGCGAAAUAUUUUAUUUACUUAUGUAAAGUGUUUUCUGUUAUUGGCGCGAACAGGUGUUUUAAUAAAUUCUGUGUAAACAUUACUCUAUAUUUGCUAAUUAUUAUUUUUUUCGAUUAACCUCAAUGUUUAUAGAAUGUAAAUUUUAUCAAGUCUGUUUCUAUCAUCACUGUAGAAAUAUAUUUCAUAAAUGGCCGUCAUAUGGUAAUAAAUAAUAUACAGUUAUGGAUCAAUUUUCACUGUGAAUUACCUUUUAAGUUGCCAAGCUUUGCCAUAAUAAUUGUUGUACUACGUUUCUAUUUUUUUUUUAUUUGUAAAAAUAACAUAUAAUUUAUCAUGAUCCGGCCAUAAUUUAUGGUGCGAUCAGGUGGAACGAAUUUUUUUUAUUUCUAGCGCAUUAUUUUUUUUUAUUACAAUUUACAUCUCGUCGAUAGCAAGCUGCGUUUGUCGUUGAACAAUGAAAUAAUAUUAAAGUGAAUCGUUUUUAAAAUUUUAAUAAAUGAAGUAAUUUUUAUUUUA
This is a messenger RNA of Plodia interpunctella (Indianmeal moth), 5328 nucleotides long. RefSeq lists its product as uncharacterized. The record is from RefSeq and is a predicted model, not a curated record. The transcript is spliced from 3 exons. The coding region runs from base 366 to 2633 and encodes 755 amino acids. NCBI's taxonomy places the organism in Eukaryota, Metazoa, Arthropoda, Insecta, Lepidoptera, Pyralidae.